Messenger RNA from Poeciliopsis prolifica (blackstripe livebearer), 2539 nucleotides. It is a transcript of the gene klhl40b, whose product is annotated as kelch-like family member 40b. Gene Ontology annotation, molecular function: protein binding. The record is from RefSeq and is a predicted model, not a curated record. The transcript is spliced from 6 exons. Bases 153 to 1991 code for a protein of 612 amino acids. Lineage: Eukaryota; Metazoa; Chordata; Actinopteri; Cyprinodontiformes; Poeciliidae.
GUCAUGACAGCUGAGAAAGCAGGCCGUCCCAGGAUUCAGCCGGUGAGAAGGAUCGCUGUUCGUCUAAAGCCACUCUAGACUGGAAAGCCAAAUUCCCUGCAAUAAAGAGGAUCCGAUUCUACUUUAUCUGUGUCAUCUUAAAGACUUCUCAAAUGGCGGUGCCUAUAAAUCCCAUGGAUGAGCCCAGGUUGUACCAGCAGACUCUCCUCCAGGAUGGCCUGUAUGAUUUGCUGGAGAACGACAAGCUGGUGGACUGCGUCCUGAAGAUCAAAGACAAGGAGUUCCCUUGUCAUCGCCUGGUGCUGUGUGCCUGCAGCUCAUACUUCCGGUCCAUCUUUUUGUCUGACCUGGAUGAAAGCAAAAAGAGAGAAAUCGUGCUGGAGGACGUUGAGCCCGGUGUCAUCGGUCUGAUCCUCAAGUACCUGUACACCUCCAAGAUCAAUGUCACAGAGCAGAACGUCCAGGACAUCUUUGCCGUUGCCAACAUGUACCAGAUUCCUUCAAUUUUCACUGUUUGCGUGUCUUUCUUACAAAAGCGCCUCAGCCUCAGCAACUGCCUGGCUAUCUUCAGGCUCGGUUUGAUGCUGGACUGCCCCAGGCUGGCUGUCUCUGCGCGGAACUAUGCCUGCGAGCGUUUCCAGCUCAUCUCCAAAGACGAAGACUUCCUCCAGCUCAACGCGACCGAGGUGGCAGCCCUUUUGACGAAUGACAAUUUGAACGUGGAGACGGAGGAGGUUGUUUUCGAAGCUCUGAUGCGGUGGGUGUGCCGGGACACCGAGAACAGAGAGAAAGAACUCCCAGAUUUGCUGGACUGUGUUCGUUUGCGUCUUGUCACAGAUGAUUACCUGAAAGAAAAGGUGGAGAAACACCAACUCAUCUCUGCUAAUCCAGAGCUUCAGCUGAAGAUGAAGCUGGUCAAGGACGCUCGAGCAGGGAAAAUGCCAGAGAUUAAAAAAAGCAAAAAGGAAGAGGGAGGGGCAGCGAAAGAUGGAGAAACUGAAGACAAUGAGGAUGAAGAAAAUCUUUUACCGGCUAUUCUAAAUGAUAACCUGCGAUUUGGGAUGUUUGUCAAGGACCUCAUACUGAUGGUGAACGACACCGGUGCCGUGGGGUACGACCCGUCAGGCAACGACUGCUUCAUGGCGUCGGUUUCCACGCAGGUUCCCAAGAACCAUGUCAGCCUGGUCACAAAGGAGAACCAGAUCUUUGUGAUUGGAGGAUUAUUUGUCGAUGAAGAGAACAAGGAGGACCCUCUAUGCUCCUACUUCCUGCAGUAUGAUCCUGUUAGUACCGACUGGCUCGGGAUGCCUCCCCUCCCGACUCCGAGGUUCUUGUUUGGGAUGGCUGAAGGUGAGAACUCCAUCUUCGUUCUGGGAGGGAAGGAACUGAAAGACAAGGAGGGCACACUGGAUACAGUUUUGGUCUAUGACAGGCAAUCAUUCAAAUGGGGCGAGUCCGAGUCAAUUCCUUACCCAGUUUAUGGACAUUCAGCCGUAUCACACAAAGAUGUUGUGUAUGUGAUAGGAGGAAAGGGAGACGACAAGAACUGCCUGAAGAAGAUGUGUUCAUAUGAUGUCAAGAGGUUUGAAUGGAAAGAGCUUGCUCCAAUGAAGACGGCACGCUCUUUAUUCGGGGCCACUCUUCAUCAAGACAAAAUAUAUGUGGCAGGAGGCGUGACCGACGACGGCAUGACAGACACCGUGGAGGUGUACGACAUCGCUGCCAACACGUGGUCAGAUUUCGAGCCAUUUCCUCAGGAGCGAAGCUCUCCAAGUCUUGUAUCUUUGGCUGGUUCUCUCUACGCUGUAGGAGGUUUUGCCAUGAUGCCUUUAGAAGACAGUGAUGAAAUCCUUCCCAAAGAGAUGAAUGACGUUUGGAGGUAUAAUGAGACGGAGAGGAAGUGGAACGGGAUUCUCCGAGAAAUUCAGUUUGCCUCUGGGGCCACGGUACUGGGGGUCCGCUUGAACACGCUGCGUCUCACCAAGAUGUGAAGCUCUCCACACUUCCUGUAUCUCAAUGAAAAUUGACUUGGAAAUAAUUGCACCAUUUUUACACUUUUCUGGGACACAUUCAUUAUCAAAGACAUUAGUAUUUAAUGAAAUAUUGCAAGAAAUAUGCUCAUUUGAUUUUCACACAGGGUCAGGGCUUUUCUAAUUAGCAUUGUGUUAUAAUAUUUUUUUUCUGCAAUGAAAUUUUUAUAUGUGUUUCUGCAAGUGAUGGAUGAUUAUUUGAACAUUUAUAUCAUCAGAAUCUACAUUGUUUCACUGAACUGAAUAAAAAUGAUAAAACCAAGCUAAAGCCUUUCUUGACACAUAUGUCUACUGCCCAAUAGAGGGCAGCAAAGUCAAAAUCCCUGCUUCUUUCAACAAGCAAUAAAACACAAUGCACAAACAGAAGAGUAUGCAUAGAAACAAACACAAGACAUGCAGAUAAUAUCUAUAUUGUUUAAUAUUGAAAUGAUUUCAUAAUGCUCUACUGUGUUACAGACAGUUAACACUUGUCAAUAUUACAAUAAAAGGAACAAAAAAAUACACCCUAC